GGCCGGGGGCCAGCGGGAUGCACCGCCCUCAGCCCGCAUCGCCUCAGCGCCCAGGCAGCGGCCGUGGGCAGCGCCGGCCCCCGGGCGGGCACACACCCCCGCCCCGGCCGCUCUCUCUAGGACCUGCGAUGAGUUUGCCCGCCGGAGCCGGCCUCAGCGCCUGCGCGAAGGGAGGCGCCGAGCCCCUUAUCCCCAUGGAGAGCGCCGAGACCGAACCGAGCGAUAACCGCCCGGAGGAGGACGGCGCGGCGCCCAGCAGCGGCCUCCCGCCUCCGGAGCAGCCCAUACCCACGAUGGAAGACUGUUUGGCAAAAAAAAUGGAGAUCACUGUUUCAGAAGCUGAAAAACGGACUGGGAGGAAUGCCAUGAACAUGCAAGAAACAUACACAGCUUACCUCAUUGAGACAAGAGCUGUUGAGACCCAGAGCGAAGGGCAGUGUGCCCCCGUGGACUCGCUGUGGCGGCGUUACAGUGAAUUUGAGUUGUUGAGGAAUUACUUGUCGGUUACCUACCCGCAUAUUGUUGUGCCACCGUUGCCAGAAAAAAGGGCUGACUUUGUUUGGCACAAGCUAUCGGCAGAUAACAUGGAUCCUGACUUUGUGGAAAGAAGAAGAAUUGGUUUGGAAAACUUCUUGUUACGUGUGGCUUCACAUCCUGUUCUUUGCCAAGACAAAAUCUUUUACUCCUUUUUAACACAGGAGGCUGGAUGGAAAGAAAUGGUGAAUGAGACUGGAUUUCAGUUAAAGGCAGAUUCCAGAUUAAAAGCUCUCAAUGCAACAUUCAGAGUGAAAAACCCAGACAAGAGAUUUACUGAGCUAAAACACUAUAGCGAUGAACUGCAGUCUGUCAUAUCACACCUUCUGCGAGUCAGAGCUAGGGUAGCAGACCGGCUAUAUGGUGUCUAUAAAGUCCAUGGCAACUAUGGAAGAGUAUUCAGUGAGUGGAGUGCAAUAGAAAAGGAGAUGGGGGAUGGGUUGCAGAGUGCUGGCCACCACAUGGAUGUAUAUGCAGCUUCUAUUGAUGACAUCCUGGAAGAAGAGGAACAUUAUGCAGAUCAGUUGAAAGAAUAUCUCUUCUAUGCAGAAGCACUACGGGCAGUUUGCAGGAAACAUGAACUAAUGCAAUAUGACUUGGAAAUGGCUGCCCAGGACCUAACAACUAAGAAACAGCAGUGUGAGGAGCUGGCAACAGGAACUGUGAGAACAUUCUCUCUGAAAGGCAUGACCAGCAAGCUCUUUGGGCAGGAAACCCCUGAGCAGAGGGAAGCCAAGAUAAAGGUUCUAGAAGAGCAGAUACAGGAAGGAGAAGAACAACUGAAGUCCAAAAAUCUGGAGGGCAGAGACUUUGUGAAAAGUGCCUGGGCUGACAUUGAGCGGUUUAAAGAGCAGAAGAACCACGAUCUGAAGGAGGCGCUCAUAAGCUACGCGGUUAUGCAGAUCAGCAUGUGCAAAAAGGGAAUUCAAGUUUGGACAAAUGCCAAGGAAUGCUUCAGCAAGAUGUGAUUAAUCUGGAAAUGAAUUCUUCCUCCAAGUGCCAGAAGACAGAAGCACAACUGUAUAACACCACUGUUACGUUGCUACAUGACUUACCUACAAAACAUGUAAUAAAUGCCUCGGGUGACUAGUUUUUCUUUCUGCUGAUUGUAAUUGUUAAUAAAGGACGAAGAGGACAUGUUUUUAAAUGUUAAGCCCUGACUGCCACUUUCGUGGUGCGUUUUAUAUGUGGUAGCAAAUAAUUCAGGGGUAAAAGACUUCAUUGAAAACUUCAGCUCUGUACUGGGGCAAAGCUAUAGGGAAAGUUAUCCCCCCAAAAAAAUACGAACCGAACUGU
Messenger RNA from Dryobates pubescens (Downy woodpecker), 1830 nucleotides. RefSeq names its product sorting nexin 4 (gene SNX4). The record is from RefSeq and is a predicted model, not a curated record. Gene Ontology annotation, biological process: protein transport. Gene Ontology annotation, molecular function: phosphatidylinositol binding. Lineage: Eukaryota; Metazoa; Chordata; Aves; Piciformes; Picidae.